Molecule: messenger RNA, 1262 nt
Organism: Daphnia pulicaria
Lineage: Eukaryota; Metazoa; Arthropoda; Branchiopoda; Diplostraca; Daphniidae
Exons: 4
Coding region: 96-1139 (347 amino acids)
Molecular function (GO): protein binding
Source: RefSeq, a predicted model, not a curated record
AGUUGGACGCAACAACAACAAAUCCAACUGUAUAAAUUGAAACGCCCGUCCAGUUGGAAAACACAGUCUCAUCUAUAAUUUCGAAUAACAAAAGAAUGGCGCAUUUUUCUGUAGCCUCACUCACCCAAGUUGUUUUGCUGUUGGUUUUCAUCUGCUGGACGCCGAGUUCGACGGGCGCUGCCUUUUCCUUGGAGGAAGAAUUCCUGCAACUGAAGGAAAAUUAUAUUCAAAUGAAACAAGUCGUGAAAAGUUUGGAGGACAGUUUGGAAUCGACAGCGAUUGAACAGCAGGCAAAAGUGACACAACUGGAGGCGAAACUUGAACUAAAUAAUGAACAAAGACAAGAUUUGGCAUUGAAAGUAAUUCAACUAGAGGCCAAAAAUGUCCAAUUGGAAGUCAAAAUUGGAAAACUGGAAGGAAAAGUUGAGCAACAAGAUUCGCUUUUAACUUCCCUUUUACGUGAGAAAAAUGAACGCACAGCAGCAGCAACUUAUUCUGUUCCAAUUAACAAUAAUCCAUCGGCUGUGGCCAUCAACGGACUGCCGUCUUCGUGCGCGGAUCUAAGAGAGAUUGGCCACAUUUGGAGCGGAAUUUUUUCCGUCAUGGGAUCGGCGAAAAUGGAAUCCGUUUACUGCGAUUUCAAUAAAGACACUAACGAAACGGGUUUUGAGAAAUUUAUCGGAUACGCCGACGUCAAAUCGGCGCCCGUCCAUUUCUACGUCCAGAGAACUUCUGAUUUUGGCAUAAAAUCAACUCCAAUUCCGUUCGAGUUGGCGGUGUUGAACGAAGGAAACGCCAUGGAUUUGGCAUCCGGGAUAUUCACGGCACCGCGACCGGGAACUUAUUUUUUCUCUUUCGCGGGAGUGGCGGGUCUUUCUGUUUCUUCUUCUUCGAUUGAGUUUUAUUCUUUUCUUUAUUUGAACGGUAAUGAAAUCGGGUCAAGUCAUAUUCGCGAGGAUAAAGGCACCGAUUAUCGAUAUUUUCCGUUUACUCUCCAGUCGACGCUGAACUUGAAAACAGGCGACCGACUCUGGGUGGAGAUUAAUUUUGUACCUUUUGUCUAUUUGCUUGACGACGGUAGCCACUACACCUGUUUCACGGGUUUCAUGUUGGAGGAGGAAAUUGUGGCGUCCCUCUGAGGUUCAACUUCAUCGGCGACACGAAACAUUUUCGACCCGAACAUGUUUCUUUUAUGUCGACACGAAACUUUGGGGGAAGGGAAUUUUAAGGGGGGAAUUCGUUCGACUAUAAUUCAUUAAGGG